UCGUAAUAAACAUUUAAACAGUUAUCCAUUGUAUUUGAUGUUGUAGGGUAUUACAAAAAAGAAAUAUAAUAAGGAAAAGUAGGUGAUAUCUUAGCGGUUAGCUACAGGUUAGCAAUGAAUCUUGUUUCUCCCACAAUGCAUUGCAUGACGUCACAUGAGGUACUCGCUUUUGGACGACAAACGAAAGCCCGCCGUAAUACCAUUGAGAGAGUGAGACGAGUAGUGAGAGUAGUAGCUAGUGAAAGAGAUCGAUAGAUUGAUAGAUAAAUAGAUAUCAUAGCAUAAAUAUAUAGUCAGAGAUAGCAUAGCAUAACAGAUAGCUUAGAGAAAGAGUAGAGAAUAAAUAGACAACAUGGUUUAUUACUGUGUUUGUGGCGGGUGCAAGAACUCCAGCAAAACUGGACAUAGGGUCCAUUGUUUCCCCAAGGACAAAGGGAUCUUCCGAAGCUGGGUGCAAUUUGUCAAGAUUAGGCGGGCAGAUUUUUCAGCUAGCUCUGUCACCGCCUACUCGAGAAUAUGCAGCGCGCAUUUCAAGGAGGAGGAUUACCACUCAGGGGAUGCCAAGAUGGUCGCACUUUCUUUAAAAAGUAUGAGGAUGGCUAAGUUAAUUCCUACCGCCGUGCCGUCUGUGAAUGCAAACCUCUCUGCUUGUCCUGUCCCGAGGUCGAGAGACACCGUCUGCCGCAAGCGAUAUAUUGCCACGAUGAUGACAGAUACCUCACAGCAGGAGACCGUGGACAGUGUAGACACUGUGGAGAGUGUCGAUACUGGCGAUCAGCCCUUGUCCUCCUCCACUUCUGACGCUGUGACACAGUGUUAUUUGAAGCCCCCCCGAUGGUCUCGCGCUGUGCAGGUUAACCUGAAGCCCAAGAUGGUCAGCGUGGGUACACAGACGUCUUUCAGCCCACAAACCUCCACUCCCCUCGCUAGUCCUGAACAGACAGAUGAUGAAGAUGAUGAUAAUGCCUCUGUCGUUAGUGACUUAUCGUGGGUGCCCGAAGAGCCGAUGCAUGAGGAGGACUUGUUUGAUGAGGAGCCACCUUACGCGUGUGACCCCCACCACAAGGGGGGAAAUGUGAAAGAAUAUGUCCAGACUGGACCUAUAAGAAGUCCUGCUCUCUGAACUAAAUCGACACUAAAGUGCACGAAAGCCAAGACUGGAAAACAUGCUGUUCUCUACGGAAAAUAAAACCCUGAAUCUGCUUAUAAAGCAUCUGAACAAAGAUUCAGCAACACAACAGCCGUUCAGUUUGACUUUCUUCUGUAUAUACAGCAUCCACAUUCAUCAUUUCCCAGCUUUUCACUCGUCAUGGAAAUACAGCUCCUGAUCAGAAGGAAAAUCUCCAAAGAUUGUCAAGAAUGCAUUUCAAUUCAUGACAAACCUUCAAAAUCUGACAACAGCAUCAUCCUAAAUACCCUGUAUUUUACACAUGCAACCUGAAGAA
Molecule: messenger RNA, 1445 nt
Organism: Carassius auratus (goldfish)
Lineage: Eukaryota; Metazoa; Chordata; Actinopteri; Cypriniformes; Cyprinidae
Product: THAP domain-containing protein 10-like
Exons: 4
Coding region: 353-1123 (256 amino acids)
Source: RefSeq, a predicted model, not a curated record